GUUUUUACCAAACCCAGAGGUUUUUCAAUCCUGUCCACAAUUUCACUUACCCAACAAAAAAAGUAAAUAAAAAAUGUUGUAACAAACAAGUACAAAUUCUUCUUCUUCUUCUUUAGCAUUUUUUUUCAUGGCUUGAAAAUUCAUAAUUCUCAUACAUAAUACAUAGAUUUCUUCUCAGAUCGGUGAAAUUAGUGACAUUGGUUUAUUGCAUUGGGUGAUCACUUGUUGGCAUGCUUCUGAAGAUAUGGUGUAUAAGAAGAAGUUAGAUUUUGGUUUCAAUGGCUUUCAAGUUCCAGUUAUACCUAAAGCUCCUAGAUCAGUUAGAAGGAGACGUUCCUGUAAAAAAUUGGAUGAUGAUCAAAUUUGUGCAUUUGAAUUAUUGGCGGCUGUUGCCGGGAAGCUUUUACUGGAGAGCGAAAGCUCCACUUCCAGUAAUGCAGCAGAAGGGAAAAAUGAAAUUGCUGAUGGCAGGGAUGGUAUUAAAAGUGAACAAGUGGAAGAAGGUAAAGCUGUGAAAUCAGAGUGCCUCGACCAGGGGAGUUGUGUAGAAAGCGAUUAUAUAUCCGAAACUGCAGCCCAAGAUCAGAAUUUGAAACAUUGUUUCGAUAAACCUCAUCAUGCAGAAAAUAAUUAUUUCUUGGAGCAUACUUCUACUGUUAUAGGCUCUGACGCUGACUUGAAGUUGGAAAACUGCAAGGAGGUCAAUAUACCUGAUGGAAAAUUCCACCCCAAAAUUGAAGGUGGAUCCUCUAGUCUUGAAGUUCCAUGUGAUGGUAAAAUCAGGACAGGAAUUCAAAAGCACUUAGAUGAUGACAGCAAGCAGAUAGAGGACGUAACUGUGACUAACACUUGUAGUGUAAAGAAUCCAAUUGAAGAAUGUGUUAAUAACAGUGGUUUGUUUAACUCAGACGGUAGUGUACAGUUACCCUUGUACAGGGAUUCGGUUCCUAGUGCUUCUUUUGUAAAGCACAGGAACAGUGUAAAGUUAGGUAUUAGAGAUGAUGACGAAAAUUCUUUUGACUGCUAUAGAUAUAGCACCAAGUUAAGGGCCUUUAGGACGACAUCACGACUUGGAUACAGAAGAAUAAGGAAGAUGCUGAAAUCUCGACACUGGAAAGCAGCUCCUAAGUUGAAGGAAUAUGAGCGAUCUUACACAAAUGGCGGAGUGGAGUCCUUUUACCUCAGUAGGAAAAGUGUACGUGCACGCAAGAGAUGCCAACUUGAAGUUCCUUCCAAGAGACGGAAAUUGAGCAACCAUGGCUUUGCUGUUGCAUAUUACCAGGAGGCCAGUAGUGAAAGCGUGACAAAUUCACCUGACAAGGAAAUCAAACGAGACAUUAAUACCUCCCAUGCCAUCCCACCGAGAGGAACUACUGAUCCAGCUCCAGUUAACAAUCAUCACAAGAAGGACCCUAAUGUAAAAUUUAGCAUCAAGUCCUUCAAGGUGCCGGAGCUUUAUAUUGAGGUUCCUGAAACUGCAACAGUUGGCUCGCUGAAGAGAACGGUUAUGGAGGCAGUUACCGCUAUACUGGAAAGUGGAUUACGGGUUGGGGUGGUUCUCCAGGGAAAGAAGGUCAGAGAUGACAAUAGAACACUGGAGCAGGCUGGCAUUUCCCAGAACGGCAACCUCGAUAAUUUGGGUUUCACUUUGGAGCCUAGAUUCACCCAAGUUUCUCCAUCAUCAUCUCCUAAUAAACUUCUGGCUUCAUCAACAUAUGCUGCAGAUCAGGAACUAACAAGGCGGCGACCUAGUCCUAUAUUGGAAUUGGGGAUUCACAACGCUUCAGCAGACCCUCUAGAGACUGAGAUGUGCAAGUACAAUGAGAAUAACCAUCCAUCAGAGCUAUCUCCUACAAAUCCUAUUGAUUCAUCAACUGAUGUAUCUAUUCCAGAUUCUAGAGCCUUGGUGAUAGUUCCUUCAGUUACUGCAGAGGCACUUGCUAUGGUUCCGCUGAGCCAAAAAAGUAAACGUUCUGAACUUUCACAACGUAGAAUACGGAGACCAUUCUCAGUUGCAGAAGUAGAAGCGCUAGUUGAAGCUGUGGAGCAUCUUGGAACUGGAAGGUGGCGUGAUGUUAAAAUGCGUGCUUUUGAUAAUGCUGAUCACCGAACUUAUGUUGACUUGAAGGAUAAAUGGAAGACAUUAGUACAUACAGCAAGCAUUGCCCCGCAACAACGAAGAGGCGAGCCUGUUCCCCAGGAACUUCUGGACAGAGUCUUAUCUGCCCAUGCCUACUGGUCUCAACAACAGGGGAAACAUCAUGCUGAACCUCUCAAAACUCCAGAUGCAAAAGCACAGAAAGUUGGCGCUUGAAGGAAUUCGUCGAAUUGUCAAUGAUGUAAAGAAACUAUUAUAUUAGGUAACACGAAGAGCACGACGAGGAAACUGUAAAAAAGGAUUCGUUCUGUUUCUCGUCAACUCGGUUAGACUCACUGAUUUGUUGCCUUACAACAGUUGUGACUUUGUAAAUUGCUCAGUAAUAAAGCUGUGUAGCAGCACAUGUCUCUCUAGGGUUUAUUUUGUUUCUGUUGGUUCUUUCAUUUGGUAUUAUUAGGGUUAUGGAAAGAAUCAAAUGUAUUAAAUAUGUACAUUAGUAGUAGUUCCAAUUGAUUUUCUAGUGUAAUUUCACUAUUGUAUGCAACU
Molecule: messenger RNA, 2644 nt
Organism: Solanum verrucosum
Lineage: Eukaryota; Viridiplantae; Streptophyta; Magnoliopsida; Solanales; Solanaceae
Product: telomere repeat-binding protein 3
Exons: 10
Coding region: 245-2314 (689 amino acids)
Molecular function (GO): protein binding
Source: RefSeq, a predicted model, not a curated record